CUUGUGACACUGUCAAUGUAUACUAAAACAGCGUGGUUAUUCACUUGCAUUCAAAUUGAAAAUAUUUCAAUUUUAGUUUACUUUGAAUUAAAGAAACAAAAUAGUUGUUUUCGAAAUGGAAGUGGACAAGGAAAAGCCAAGGAUUUAUUUAACCGAAUAUAAAGUGAAACAAGAUGCUCACGAUUACGGCAUGGCUGACGAUCUAUGGAGUUUUGAGGAUUUCAAGCGAAAAUUUCGUAUUGUUGUUGUACGACAGGCAUACAAUGAACUUGGCACAGAGCCAUUGCUUGAAUUUGAUUUGAUUGGAUGUUUGCCGAGCAUUGCGAAUGCUUUUCGUCGAUUGAUGUUGAGUGAAGUGCCGAGCAUGGCAAUUGAAAAAGUUUAUAUGUACAACAACACGUCAAUCAUUCAAGAUGAAGUAUUGGCCCAUCGAUUGGGAUUGAUACCGCUGAAAGCCAAUCCACAGCACUUUGAAUACAAAUCGGAAGACGCCAGUGACGAUGGCACCGAUCAAGACACAUUGGAAUAUAAGUUGAAAGUGAAAUGCACUCGCCGUAAAGAUGCAAAAGACACCUCACUACCCGACAAUUUGUACGAGAAUGAAAAAGUUUAUUCCGGCAUGAUCAAGUGGGUGCCAAAAGGUAAACAAGGCACCAUGUUCCGUGAAAGUGACGUUGGCCCAGUGCACGACAAAAUUUUGAUCAGUAAAAUGCGACCCGGACAUGAAUUGGAUAUUAAAUUACUGGCGGUGAAAGGAAUCGGAAAGGAUCAUGCAAAAUUUUCACCCGUGUCAACAGCCACUUAUCGUCUAUUGCCCGAAAUCACAAUGAAACAAACGGUCACCGGUGAAGAUGCAAAAAUAUUGCAAUCAUGCUUCAGUCCGGGCGUUAUUGAAAUCAACGAAAAUGGACAAGCUUAUGUUAAAGAAGCAAGAUACGAUUCAUGCAGCCGCAAUGUUUACCGCUAUCCACAUUUGGCCAACACCGUUGACAUCGCACGUAUUCGGAACCAUUUCAUUUUUACCGUUGAAUCCGUCGGCGCCUAUCCACCGCACGAUAUUUUCAUUGAAGCUGUUAAAAUUUUGAAGAAGAAAUGCCGACAGUUGAUCAACGAAUUGGACGGAACCGAUCAACAAUAAAUUUACUCUAGGAAUACCAUUCAAAUAAAAUACUUUUGAAAAAUCUUUUUAAUAAAAUGAAGUCAAAGAAAUCAUAAA
This is a messenger RNA of Sitodiplosis mosellana (orange wheat blossom midge), 1216 nucleotides long. RefSeq names its product DNA-directed RNA polymerases I and III subunit RPAC1 (gene Polr1C). Gene Ontology annotation, biological process: DNA-templated transcription. Gene Ontology annotation, cellular component: RNA polymerase III complex; RNA polymerase I complex. The transcript has a single exon. The record is from RefSeq and is a predicted model, not a curated record. Bases 116 to 1138 code for a protein of 340 amino acids. Gene Ontology annotation, molecular function: DNA binding; protein dimerization activity. NCBI's taxonomy places the organism in Eukaryota, Metazoa, Arthropoda, Insecta, Diptera, Cecidomyiidae.